UUCGGCGCACCUGGCUGGCCGCAAGCACCUGUCAAAUGUCGAAGAAAUUUCCAUCAGUCGUAGAUAAACAUCACGGGUCAAUAUUUCAUGACGUGCGACUCAUUACAAGUUUUUCAAAUAUUCUACGUUAUUAAUAAAGAUCCAACGUCCGAAAACUUUUAAUAAAUGAGGCGGAAGAGGUAUUAUAACACUUACUUUGCGUUCGUAAACGGUCGAUACAAUUGAAUUAUUCAUACAAGAAAUUCGGGACGAAAUUAAAAGUGUUUAUUAAUGUGCGACAAGUGGAAAAACAGUUUGUAAAAAAUGUAUCGCGAAACGCCGAAAGUUAUUAUCGAGGAUGGCUCCGCUCCUUCUGCUUCCUACGUCGUGCAUAUUCGCAUGGAAGAUUUGUUGGAAAAGUUAAAAUUACUCAAUUACGAUACCGAAUUUGUGCAGGAGUUAAAAAUGAAACCAAUCAAUAGGCAUUAUUUUGUCAUACCAACAAACCCCGGAGAUCAAUUUUAUAUGUUCACAUCAUUGGCUGCCUGGCUGAUAAGGAAAUCUGGCAAAAAUUGUGAAUAUCCUCAAGAGUCGGAUGAUCCAAAUUCUACAAUAUCGGUAAUUCUGGAACAUUUGAGAAAUGCUGGUGUCCCGGUAGAAUUUCCUCCUAACAAACUAAAACAGGGUGUUGGAGAACAUGCCAUUUACGUGUUGGAUAAUUUGGCUGAUCAAGCUAUAAAAACGUCUGAUUUCAAAUGGAAAAAAGUGGAAAUUCCUGAAGACGAACCAGAGCUUGAACCAGAAAUUGAGGAAGAUGACGCUGAAUUGAUCCUCGAAAAGGUUGAAGAAGAAAUGAUGGCUGACUUUGAUGAAGAGGAUGAGGAUGUGAUGCAUAUUGACGACAUAACAAAGUUAUACGGAGAACAAAUGGACAAUGCUUUAAAGCCUGACAAUAUUCUGGAAUCGAAAACAGACACGGAAGAGUGGAAACUCGAAUUAGAGCGAGUUCUUCCUCAACUAAAAGUGACUGUGAGAACAGAUUCUCGCGAUUGGCGAGCACAUCUCGAACAAAUGAAACAUCAUCGUGAGAACAUUGCUUCUGAGCUAAAUGGUUCGAAAGGACAAUUGGAAAAAUUACACACUGAUAUUGGCCAAACGAUUGAUAAAAUAAACACGAGAGAAAUGUACUUGAACAGGCAACUCGAGCCUGGGCUGGAUGAGCUGAGAACAGCGAGGGAAGAAUUGUCAAAAGUGAAAGAACAGUAUAAAGAAGUGAGUGGAGGCGUUACAGAGCGAACGAGGACACUAAACAAAUUGACAGAAGAAUUGGAACAGAUUAAGAGAGAAAUGGACGAGAGGGGAUCCAGUAUGACAGAUGGAACACCUCUAAUAAAUAUAAAGAAGACGAUAACGAAAAUGAAAAACGAAAUAUCAGAAAUGAGCGUAAGAAUCGGAGUGCUCGAGUACAGUUUGAUGUGCGCAAGAAUUCGUGAUCGCACACAACUCCAGGAAGAUAUGAACAGCACGAGCACACUGAUUAAGUGAAACUUCCCAUGGAAAGUCACGUGAGCAAUCAAUCCGUCCGUAAUGUGAUAAACAAAAGUAAAGAGUCUGAAUUAUACAUUACAAAAACGAAACCAAAGAAAAACCUCAUUCUCUAUUAUUUAAGUGGUGGAGAAAAAUACAAUUUUCAAAUAAAUCCUACAGUGAAAAAAUUCUUUCAUUCAAUUAAAAUUUGAAAAACUCGAAAAGUUGACGUACAUCAAUGAAUGAUAAAAAUAUUACUUGCCGGCUGUUCACAAAAAUGUGUGAAAAAUCGUAAUCAUAAUAUAUUAAUUUAGAAACCGAGCAGCAUUUUACUGAAAAGUUUAAAUUUCGAAAAUUUUAAGAUAUUCGAUUUCGAGAUCAGAGAAUCUCAACAAAAAUGUGGAAGCAAUUGAACGUACUGAAAAUUUAGUUUUGACUGUAAAUAUCUGAACAGACUUUUCUGCCAAUCGUUUGAGGCUCAAUAACUUUGACUGAACACAUACAAACGAUAUUUUUUUUUCUAAAUAAAAUUGUGUUUACAAAAUAAUAAUACUGUGUGCAAUUAAUAUUUUAUAAUGUAUGAAUUAUUUAAAGUAAAAAUGAUAAUUGUGUGCUGGCUUCACGUAAUUAGAGUGUACUAAAAUGGUUGACUGAUAAAUAUUUUAUUUAUAAAUUUAAUAUCCGACAUAAUAUCUCAAUCUUUGUCCACGGUUUUUCGUAUUUUAAUCGUUACACCUAAUAUUAUUGUUGCAACAAUAAACUGGUUUUACAUCCAA
Molecule: messenger RNA, 2282 nt
Organism: Venturia canescens
Lineage: Eukaryota; Metazoa; Arthropoda; Insecta; Hymenoptera; Ichneumonidae
Gene: IFT57
Product: intraflagellar transport 57
Exons: 8
Coding region: 304-1524 (406 amino acids)
Biological process (GO): intraciliary transport; non-motile cilium assembly
Cellular component (GO): intraciliary transport particle B; Golgi apparatus; centrosome
Source: RefSeq, a predicted model, not a curated record